AUGUCGAGCCAUGAUUCAUCGGCGGACUCCGCGUCCUCCAGAGAGGGCGAGACGGACUUCGUGGUGGAGGAGGUUGAAGUACACAUCGAGGACUCCCAGGACGGCAGCCCUGCCGCUGUGGAGGAGGAGGAAAGCUUCGAUGAGUGCUUGGAGAAGUACCAGACCGUGCAAGAGCACCUCCUCGAAGACAUCCGCAUUCAAGAGGAUGUCGCCGAAUGCGUCAAAGAGGUGUGGAACCGGUUCAUCUCCUCCCAGUCAAGCCGUGAUGCAGCUGGCGAAGCCAUCUACUCCGCCGUCUUUGAUGCUGCGCCCAGCCUCCAGGGGCUGUUCAAGACGCCGAGGUCAGUGAUGGCCAUGCGGUUCAUGAACGGCUUGACGAGCAUCGUCAACAUCUGCCACAACCCGUCGGCACUGAGGACACAGGUGGAAGCUCUCGGCUUCCAGCACCUCGACCUUGAAGUGACUGCUCCUCGAGUCGCAAUUUUCCGGGAAGCCAUCGUGGACCUCCUCGAGAUGGAGCUUCCAAAUGGACUCCCCUCCAAGGCGCGCGUUGGCUUGCAGGCGCUCCUGAACUACUCAGGGGGCGCCUACAUCUACAUUCGCCGCGAGUACUCCGCUCGUGUCAAGAUCAUCCAGCGCAGCUGGAGGGUCGCCAACAACAAGGACACUGAAGAGGAAGGGGAGCAGGUCGACGAAGCGGCAGCUGCGACCGUCACGCCGGACAACGAGUCAGAUCUGCUGCAGAAGUCGGUGGAAAAGACUCAGCGGGCCGCCUCCAAGGAGUCCAAAGACAGUGAAGGCGCCCCCGUGCGGCGCGACUCCAAGACCGAGGCGAACACCAUAAAGACCACGGCAACGGAGCUCAAGGUGCCCACGACGUUCAACGAGAUGUUCCUCUUCAAUGCUGCUGUGAUGGGCUUUGGCCAAAGCACCUGGAUGCACUUGGUGCUUGACCAGUUCGAUGACAUUGUCAGCAAUGUGGCAAACUCGUAUCGCCUGCAGGAGGAGUGUGAUGUGCUGUCCCUGGUCCUUGCGCAGCAUCCCGGCUCGAUCCGCCUCUCCGAGUUCAAGGCCGUCAUGCUGGCAUCGUUGCGGUCCCUCGUGCCCAAGGAGUGGGACUCCAAUCACGAGGUAGCCUGGAAUUGGCUCUGGGAGAACGUGGAGCGGAUGCUUCGAUCCCACAUUGGCAAGCCACAGGCCCAUGAGGAGGCUCUCGGCCGCUUCAUCCUUAGCCUCUCCGAGAGCUCGAUCCUCUUCUUGCGCCAGGAGCUGUAUCGGCGGUUCUUCGCCGUGGCCCCUGCAGGGCAGGACCACUUCAAGCAGUCGACCACGCGGCUUUACUUCAUCGCAGACAAGAUCAUCGAGAUGACCAUUGAGAUCUUCAGAUCGCCCCGGCAGAUGGUCGUCGACAUCUCAGCCCUUGGUCUCCGCCAUGUUGGUUAUGAGGUUCCCACCGAGCUCUUCGCACCCUUUGUCUCUGCUGCGGUGGAUGUGGUGCGUGGGAUGACCACGGACGAAGUGGCCGAAGCCGCAUUCCGCUGGUCGCUGACCCUGGUUUCAAAGAUCCUGGUGCGAACAGUGCUGGAAGGCUCCACGAUUGUGAUGCGGGCCAUCAACACCAACCAGGAGAAGGCGCUUCGAAAGGCCAUCGCCGUGGCGCCCCGCGGCCGGCGCGCCACCGAGCUGCUGGAGAUCCGGGUGGGCACCCAGUCGAUCUCUCCACUUAUGUGGGCCAUCGAGAGCGGGAGUCUGAACUGUGCCAAGGCCAUGAUCCAGGACUUGCUGACGAUCCGCGCAGAUCGUGACAACUACUACUACGGCUGCGAUGAUCUCUUCAGCCGCCACCCAAACAUCAUUCAGAAGCUCUGUGCCGAGGCUCCCACGCUGCUGAAGCCGCUUCUUGACGGGCUUGUCUGGCGCUCGCGUAUCACCUUCCAAGGCAAGCGGCGCGUGAACUAUUACCUGAAGCACCUGGUGCAGACUGAGGAGGGCCGGUUCAAUCAGGCGCUGGAGUGGCUGGCAGAUUUCAAAGACCCACAGAUCAUCAGCCACUCAGUGGUAGCGCUUUUUGCAGACAUUGUCUGGAACCGCCUGGCCAUGUACUACUUCCUUCUCACGAGACUCUACUUCUUGCUGACACUCUGUGUCUUUGCCACCAGCCAGGCCAUACUGGGAAGCUCCGACGCAAGAACUCACAGCGAAGAGGAAAACAUUGCAAUUUUCGUGUGCCGCGCAUUCAUCUACGUGGGAAGCAUGUUGCACAUGUUUAUCCGUGAGAUUCGGCUUUUUGUACAUGACUGGCGCCACGGAGCCAUGGAGAGGCUCUUCAACAAGGUUCCCAUUCCCGAGUUCUUGUGCAGUGGCCAAGAGCUAGGCAACCUGCUGCUGCUCUUCAUGCUGAUCUUCAUGUGCGCCCAAGAGCCCAUCUGGUGGUGCAUCCCUGACAUGUACGGCGACUUCCCCGGGGCAGGCCUCUUUACCACUUCCUGUGAUGCCGGCGAGCAGCACAAGGAGGCAUACGCGGCGUUCUCUUGCGCAGCCAUGCUCUUGUACUGCCUACUGAUCCUGGACCUCAGCAUCGUCUCCAUGCGGAUCUCCGCCUUCGUCCUGGUUUGCGGGCGGGUCGUCGCGGAGGUGGGUCUCUUCUUGAUGGCUGCUGUCUUCCUGAUCGUGUCCUUCUCCCUGGGCAUUAGCGCCCUCGACCGGCAGAGCCCGAGCUUCGAAGGCAUCGGCAAUGCGGCCUUCUCACUCUUCGCCAUGACACUGGGUCUCUAUCCUACAGACAACCUCGGUGAGCUCAAGGAUUCCGUAGGCGUCCUGAUCACGGUGUCCGUCUUCACCAUCCUAGUAGCGAUCUUCUUGCUGAACCUCCUGGUCGCGCAGCUGAACCAGGCCUACCAGAUCAUUUUCCCAGACAUGCAGGGCUACGCGCGCCUGAACCGGGCUUCUGUGAUCGUGGCCACCGUGGAUCAGGUCUCCCAGAAGAGAUGGUCCAAGUUCCUCCAAAGCCUGAACCUCGACGAGCGCUUGGAGUUCAACGAGGGGGACGUGGGCCUUGCAGGUGGCAUUCAAGUGAUGGAGCCCUCGUGGGCGAAUCCGACUACAGUGGACUCCAUUCGCCGAUUUGGCGGCUCCACAUCUCCCAGCAUGCCCUGGCCGGAGGACGAGAAGCAUUACAGUGACGAGGACCGCUUUGAGCGCUUGGAGAAACUGAUGAUCCGCGCGACAAAGGGCGCGAAGAAGAAGGGCAGCCGCCUGAGUGCCAUGACCAGCGGCACGACCUCCAACAGCAGCGGCACAGGCCACUCCAGCUCAAGCUCCGAGCACACCAGCGACCACGUGCUGUAG
Symbiodinium natans is the source of this 3348-nucleotide messenger RNA. The record is from the annotation of a GenBank genome assembly. NCBI's taxonomy places the organism in Eukaryota, Dinophyceae, Suessiales, Symbiodiniaceae.